Molecule: messenger RNA, 2060 nt
Organism: Batrachochytrium dendrobatidis JAM81
Lineage: Eukaryota; Fungi; Chytridiomycota; Chytridiomycetes; Rhizophydiales
Exons: 17
Coding region: 1-2007 (668 amino acids)
Biological process (GO): intra-Golgi vesicle-mediated transport
Cellular component (GO): Golgi membrane
Source: RefSeq, a predicted model, not a curated record
AUGCAAGACUCGCUCAGACUUGCUCUUGUUGCCUGGGAAAAGGUUGGGCUCGCUCAGCUACAGCGAGACCUGGACGCUCAAGGACUCGGCAUUAUUGAAAAUCAGAACCAAUCUACCACAAGUCGUAAACAGCUUGCUGACCAAACUAAAGAGUUUAAAAAAGUACCCGAUGAUGACAAACUGAACCAAGUCAAGAUUCUCUUGAAAGAGAUUGACAGCAUGACCAAAAGAUCAAAGUUUGCUGAGACCUGCUUUUUAACAUUGUACAAACUACUAUCCGAUGUACCCGAUCCUGUUAUACUGAUCACAUCUGCACUGGAACAAGCAAAGCAACUGGAUCAAGUCACCUCUUUACAGACUGAAAAUCGUCGAUUAAAAGAAGAACUGGCUGCAUCAAGCACUCAAAUCACUGCUUCAAAAUCAUUGGAUACUACUAUAUCCAGUCUGAAACAGCGUUUAUCCAAAUACGAAGCCAUGCUUGAUGAAAUGGUGGCUGAAAAAGUGGCUCAAAAGGAAAGUGAAAUGAAGCAGAUCAUGGACGAGAAAAUCAGAAUCUACAAAGAAACUGAGCAUGCACUCAAUCGUCAAUUGAACCACCUUAUGAAUCAAAUAUCAAGUCUUCAGAGUAACCACGAAGUUGCUCAAGCUAGAUUGGUUGAUAAUACUCAGAAAUAUGAUGAAGGUGUUGCUGCUCGUUUGGCAGAAUUGGAAAUUGUCAUGAUGGAUCUAGAACGUGCCAAUACUAAAACAGCUCAACUGAGCAAUGAGAACCGUCUUUUAAAGGAAAAAAUGUCGGAUUCCGUUGAAACAUCCCAAAACAAUGAGAAGAUCAAUCAAUUGCACAAUCAGAUUCGAUUGGCAGAGGCAGAAAAUAUUGCCCUGAUUGAACAGUUGGAUGAUGUCACUGCUGCUCAAAAAAACUUGGAAGUGGUCAACUUUCAAAUUCUUCAAGACCAAAAACGCGACCAAGCCAUGAAGUUGUUUGAAAUUGCACAACUUCAAUCACAGCUUGCAGAGUUUAGUGACUAUGAAGAAAUCAAAAAAGAACUGGACAUUAUCAAGGGGAUUGAAUUUGAUGGGUUUGUUGAAUCAGAGAUAUCAUCGUCUGUCGUAGAUCAUCCACUUGAAAAAUUGGUACUAGCCAAAAACAAAAAGUUGCAGAAUGAUGUGACCACCCUCAAGACGGAGCUUCAAAACAUGCAGGAAAAGCUUGCACAAUAUACUCUGACUAAAGAUAGUUUGGAGGCACAGUUGACAGAAAGUAAAUCACUAAUAGUCAAACUUGAGGCAGAUUUACUUCAGUUGAAUCCUUCUUGUAUGGCUUCACCUCAAAAAUACACAUCCAUGGAUCAUGGUCUUGAAUCCAUUAUGCUGGACAAUUUGAGUAAAACAAACCACCCAGUAACAGGCGGAAAUAUACCAGGGACUGCUGAUGCAUCUAUUGUUUCUAUUCUUACGUCCCAGCGAGACAGGUACAAGCAGCGGUUUGAAGAAGUUGAGCAAAAUAUGCGCGAACAUAUCCAAACAAUCUCUGACCUGCGCUACGAGAUUGCCAAUUUCAAAGCCGAUAAUGUCAAGCUAUAUGAGAAAUUGAGAUAUGCUGAAAGCUAUUCCAAUACUAGAUUUCAAGGUACAAAUAAUCGACACUCGUCUGCAGUGGAUAUAACUGCUGAUCGAUACUCUAAUAACCAGCUGCUUGACCAAGACAGUGUGAGCACCAAAUAUCGAGGGAUAUAUGAAGAAUCUCUUGAUCCAUUUAAGCGAUUUCACAAGCAAGAGGAGCAAAGACGAUUUCAUUCAAUGAAUCCUGCCGAACGCGCCGCAUUGAGUCUUACUCGUCUACUGUCAACCAACAAGUACUCGAGAUGGAUUUUUGUUAUUUACAGUGGGGCCUUGCAUUUGCUGGUGUUUUUCACACUGUUUCAACUAAGCAUGUCUGAUUGCAGUCGUGCCAAACAAGAUGAUAUAUGGGCAGUUCAAUCGCACGACACAUCCUCACCGUCGUAGAAUUUUUGCAUUUACUUUAUCCAUGCAAUAAACUCUUCAUGCAUAUACCUUUA